GCAACUACAACCACAACCACAGUUCCUCCAACCACAACAGCUUCUCCAACCACAACAACAACUGCUCCAACCACAACUACGGCAACUACAACCACAACAGCUGCUCCAACUACAACAACUGCUGUUCAAACCACAACUACGGCAACUACAACCACAACAGCUGAUCCAACUACAACAACAACUGCUCCAACCACAACAACAGCUGCUCCAACUACAACAACAGCUGCUCCAACCACAACUACGGCAACUACAACCACAACAGCUGAUCCAACUACAACAACAGUAGCUCCAACCAUAACAACAGCUGCUCCAACCACAACUACGGCAACUACAACCACAACAGCUGAUCCAACUACAACAACAGCAGCUCCAACCACAACAACAGCUGCUCCAACCACAACUACGGCAACUACAACCACAACCACAGUUCCUCCAACCACAACAGCUUCUCCAACCACAACAACAACUGCUCCAACCACAACAACAGCUGCUCCAACCACAACCACAACUGCUCCAACUACAACAACAGCUGCUCCAACUACAACUACAGCUGCUCUAACUACACGACCCAGUUGCUCCCACCUCAACCACAACAGCUCUAACCAUAAACACAACUCCAACCACUACAAUAGCAUCUCCAACCACAACAGUGGCUACAUCCACAACCACAGAUGCUCCAACCAAACCAACGACUACUCCAACAACACCAACAACUCCUGUGACUACUACAACUACAACAACUCCAGCUCCUCCUCCAGUUAUGAUGUUAUCUACAGAGCAAGAUAUGGAAUUUUCUUCAUCCGGAGUUUUGUCAUUGCCUUCAGACCUGCCGUCACCAGGUUACGAAUGAAUGGUACUCAAGCAGAGGUGGGCGUAGAGUUCAAUAUAACCACACCAGCUGAGACAAUCCCAAAGGCUGAAGAGGUUCAACAAACACUAAAGGAGGCCGUGAAUAACCCCAACAUCACUUUGAAUGUCACAUUCGACGCGGCUUCCAUUCAAAUCAUACGUAAGAACAAAAUAAACGGCUCUAUCAUCAAUGAAAUGGAGCUUCGAUUUGCAUCUGCAUCUGCUCCUACUGGCUCCGAAAUUGCACAAGUUUUGGUGAACGCAGCUUCAAACAUCACUGCCUUCACCAUUGAUACUACUAGCAUUUCUGUCGACGGAACACAAGUGUCAAGUGGAGCAAGCCACAAGAUCAGCCUCAUCAUGGCUUUCUGCGUGUGUAAUAUAAUAAAAACACUUUUCCAACAUAAACCAACCGACAGCAAGUACAACGCUGAUGGUUGCACAGCUUGCAAUCACAUCUGCACCAACCACGACAACAGCUGCUCCAACCACAACUACAGAAGCUCCAACCACAACUACAGAAACUCCAACCACAACCACAGCUGCUCCAACCACAACAACAGCUGCCACAACCAUGACAACAGCUGCUCCAACCACGACAACAGCUACUCCAACCACAACAACAGCAGCUUCAACCACAACAACAGCUGCUCCAACCACAAGCACAGCUCCUCCAACCACAACAACAGCAGCUCCAACCACAACAACAGCAGCUCCAACCACAACCACAUCAGCUCCAACGACUACAACAGCUGCUCCAACCACAACUACAGAAGCUCCAACCACAAUCACAGCUGCUCCAACCACAACAGCUGCUCCAACCACAACAGCAGCUCCAACCACAACAACAGUGUCUACAACCACAACUACAACAGCACCAACCACAACAGCUGCUCCAACUACAACAACAGCUGCUCCAACCACAACUACAGCUUCUCCAACCACAACAACAGCUGCUCCAACCACAACAGCAGCUCCAACUACAACCACAACAGCUGCUCCAACUACAACAGUUGCUCCAACCACAACCACAGCUUCUCCAACCACAACUACAGCUUCUCCAACCACAACAACACCUGCUCCAACUACAACCACAGCUGCUCCAACCACAACAACAGCUUCUCCAACCACGACAACAGUGUCUCCAACCACAACCACAACAGCACCAACAGCAACAGCUUCAACCACAACAACAGCGGCUCCAACCACAAUUACAGCGGCUCCAACCACAACAGAAGUUCCAACCACAACAGCAGGUCCAACCACAACUACGGCGGCUCCAACCACAACUACAGCAGCUUCAACCACGACCUCAGAUUCUCCAACCAGAACUACAGCUGCUCCAACCGCAAUUACAGCGGCUCCAACCACAACAGCAGCUCCAACCACAACAACAGCGGCUCCAACCACGACCACAGAUGCUCCAACUACAACCAUAGCCGUUCCAAAAUUAAUAAGACAACUGAGUUUCACGUCUAAUGAAAAUUUUACUCCUGAUUUGGGUGACCCAUCAUCAGAAGCAUUCAGAGCACGCUCUGACAAAAUUAAAAAGACACUCGAACCAGUCUUCAAACGAACACUCCAUGCCUUUUAGGGGUGGGACGCAUUAUGUUCAGUGCGGGAUCAAUCAUCACCUCAGUGGACCUUGAAUUUGAGUCAUCAUCAACUCCUAAUGAUACACUUAUCUCAGAAACGAUGGUUACUGAGGCUUCAAAUAUUACAGAAUUUAAUGUGGAUGUUACAACCAUCUCUGUCAGCAAUCCAGAUCCAACAACAACCACAGCUGCUCCAACCACCACCACUGCUGCUCCAACCACAACAACAGCUGCUCCAACAACAACCACA
This is a messenger RNA of Poeciliopsis prolifica (blackstripe livebearer), 2694 nucleotides long. Its product is annotated as GATA zinc finger domain-containing protein 14-like. The annotation marks the transcript as partial. The record is from RefSeq and is a predicted model, not a curated record. The transcript has 11 exons. NCBI's taxonomy places the organism in Eukaryota, Metazoa, Chordata, Actinopteri, Cyprinodontiformes, Poeciliidae.